AAGAUAAGAUAAACAUCAAACUCAAGCGUUGUCGUACCAAUUAUUGCACUGUUAUAUCAUUUCAGGAACAAUGAAAUUCUUGGUAGCGCUGAUUCUAUUAGAACUUUACAGUUCUAUCGAGGGAUGCGAAGUUGGAUGGGUACAAUUUAGAACAAAGUGUUAUAUGUUUAGCCACACAGCAGCAUCUUGGGCAGAGGCCGAGAGCAUUUGCAACGCCUUUCACUCUAUUCUUGCCGAACCGAGGUCACAUGAAGAAUCCAGGUUUUUGAUCAGCCACAGUGUAAAUCAAGCCGGAGAAUUCUGGAUUGGGGUAUCAGAUAUUAUAGAAGAAAACAGAUGGAUCUAUUCAUCGGAUCUACAGGUGUCAAAGGUGAACGAUUUUCACGCCGGAGAACCUAACGGACAUACCGGUGCUAAUUGUGUAGCACUGUGGAAGCCAUUCCGUGGUUACUGGGCCGAUGAGUCCUGCGGAGCCCAUUAUAACUUCAUUUGUGAGAUGUCACAAGAAUCGGGUGGUGAUGUCCUUGGUUAAUUUCUGACAAAUUUACUCUUGCCUGUGAUAAUAAUUCAUUAAAUAAAAAAAAAAACAUGAAA
Messenger RNA from Magallana angulata, 594 nucleotides. Its product is annotated as perlucin-like protein. Lineage: Eukaryota; Metazoa; Mollusca; Bivalvia; Ostreida; Ostreidae. Bases 71 to 532 code for a protein of 153 amino acids. The record is from RefSeq and is a predicted model, not a curated record. The transcript has 5 exons.